Molecule: messenger RNA, 1674 nt
Organism: Gambusia affinis (western mosquitofish)
Lineage: Eukaryota; Metazoa; Chordata; Actinopteri; Cyprinodontiformes; Poeciliidae
Product: alpha-internexin-like
Exons: 5
Coding region: 8-1378 (456 amino acids)
Biological process (GO): intermediate filament organization
Cellular component (GO): intermediate filament; postsynaptic intermediate filament cytoskeleton; cytoplasm
Molecular function (GO): structural constituent of postsynaptic intermediate filament cytoskeleton
Source: RefSeq, a predicted model, not a curated record
GAGCAAGAUGAGCUUCGGAGACCGCCACACCGUGUCGUCCUACCGCAAGAUCUUCGGAGAUUCUCCCCGCUUCCCGACUUCUGCCUCCCGCAUGGGCAGCGCGGCUCCUCGGCCCUUGCCAGGGCCCAGAGCCACGACCGUGCCCCGCCACGGCGCAUCUUCCGUGGGGAUGUACAGACGCAUCGGUCGGUCCUCCGCUCCGUUCUCUCUAGUUGCGACCGGUUCUUUCGAUUUGAGCCAAACCUCUGUGAUCAACAAUGAAUUCAAAGUGAUCAGAACCAACGAGAAGGAGCAGCUGCAGGGUCUGAAUGACCGCUUCGCCAUGUUCAUCGAUAAAGUCCGGCAUUUGGAGCAGCAGAACAAAGUCCUGGAGGCGGAGCUGGUGAGCCUCCGGCAGAAACACGGCGAGCCUUCCCGCGUCGGGCUUCUCUACCAGCAGGAGAUGAGAGACCUGCGCUCCCAGCUGGACGAGCUGAACCGGGACAAAAACCAAAUCCUGAUCGAGAGGAACAACAUGGAGGACGAGCUGCAGAAGCUGAGCGUGAAGUUCGAGGAAGAGGCGAGGGCGCGGGAGGAAGCCGAGCAAACCCUGCGGUCCUUCAGGAAGGAUGUGGACGACGCGGCGGCGGUCCGCUUGGACCUGGAGCGGCGCAUUGAGUCGCUGUCGGAUGAAAUCUCCUUCAUGAAGAAGGUGCAUGAAGAGGAAAUUGAGGAGCUGAGCAACAUGAUGGAGGUUCAGCAGGUCUCCGUGGAGAUGGAGCUCGCCAAACCGGACCUCACCUCGGCUCUGAAGGAGAUCCGCAGCCAAUAUGAGUCCAUUGCCUCCAAAAACCUGCAGUCGGCCGAGGAGUGGUACAAGAGCAAGUUCGCGAGCCUGAGUGAGCAGGCGAGCCGGAGCAACGAGGCGAUGAGGGCCAGCAGGGAAGAGAUCAACGAGUUCAGGAGGCAGCUGCAGUCCAAGACGGUGGAGAUAGAAACCCUGAGGGGCGCCAACGAGUCUCUGGACAGGCAGAUAGGCGAGAUGGAGGACACGCACAAUGUCGAGGUCACAGCCAUGCAGGACACCAUUAGCCACCUGGACACUGAGCUGAGGAACCUGAAGAGUGAGAUGGCUCAGCACCUGAGGGAAUACCAAGACCUGCUCAAUGUCAAGAUGGCUCUGGAUAUCGAGAUCGCCGCCUACAGAAAACUAUUGGAGGGAGAGGAGACCCACUUCAACUCUGGGAUGUCGUUCGGCACGGCUAGCUACAGCUACCAAGCUCGAAGCUCGACCGAAUCGUACAAAAGCAGCCAGGGGGAGAAAGGAGGAGCCAUGAAGGAAAGCUUCAAGGGCAUCAGCGAGGACAAAGAAGAGGCAGACAUCAACUCCAACAACUGAACACAAGCGGGGGAGAAAUUACACCCAAUCAUGAGCAUCAAAGCUGUAACGUAGGGUUAUUAUGCAACUUUAAAACAAGAAUUGGGUCCACAAGUUUGAAUUGAUCUUAGGUUUAGUCUUGACGCCAUUUUUGUAGUUUUUUUUUUUAAUAGUUCUGGCUGGAUAACUGACCGUUCAUCUUGGUAUAAUUAACAUUUUGGGAUUUAAUUUAAGGUAUUUUCCUGUUUUAAACCCAUGAAUUGUACUUGAAGUAAUAUAAUAAUACCCUUUAAAUAAGAAUGUAACUAAUUGUCUAA